This is a messenger RNA of Manis pentadactyla (Chinese pangolin), 8285 nucleotides long. It is a transcript of the gene MYSM1, whose product is annotated as Myb like, SWIRM and MPN domains 1. Gene Ontology annotation, cellular component: BRCA1-A complex; BRISC complex. The transcript has 20 exons. Gene Ontology annotation, biological process: double-strand break repair. Gene Ontology annotation, molecular function: polyubiquitin modification-dependent protein binding; metallopeptidase activity. The record is from RefSeq and is a predicted model, not a curated record. NCBI's taxonomy places the organism in Eukaryota, Metazoa, Chordata, Mammalia, Pholidota, Manidae. Bases 42 to 2465 code for a protein of 807 amino acids.
CCCCUUGGCCGUCCACCUCUCGCGGGAUCUCUCGAGGACGAAUGGGGUCAGGUCCCAACAUGGCUGCCGAGGAGGUGGAAGUGGAUGUGGAAGGGGACGUGGUGUCAGCGGCGGCACAGCCAGGAAAUGAUGAAAAUACAGCAUCUGCUUUACAAGAUCAUUAUCUUGAUUCAUCGUGGAGAACUGAGAAUGGUCUUAUUCCUUGGACUCUGGAUAGUACCAUCAGUGAAGAGAACAGAGCCGUUAUCGAGAAAAUGUUGUUGGAAGAAGAAUACUAUUUAUCUAAAAAAUCACUUCCAGAAAAAUUCUGGCUUGAUCAAAAGGAAGAUGAUAAAAAAUACAUGAAAAGUCUGCAGAAAACAGCAAAAAUCAUGGUACACUGUCCUACAAAACCAGCCAGUUACUCAGUAAAGUGGACGAUAGAAGAAAAAGAGCUGUUUGAACAAGGGCUGGCUAAAUUUGGCCGAAGGUGGACCAAAAUUGCAAAGCUAAUUGGAAGUCGUACUGUUUUACAAGUGAAGAGUUAUGCCAGACAAUACUUUAAAAAUAAGGUAAAAGUAAAUGGUCCAGAGAAGGAAACACCAAAUCAGAAGAACAGUGAUCUUCAGGUUAAAAAUGAAGAUGAAGGCACAAAAACAUGGAUGCCAUCAGGUUUGAGGGGGCGUGCUGAUCCCAACUUGAAUGCUGUAAAAAUUGAGAAGUUAUCUGAUGAUGAAGAGGUAGACAUCACAGAUGAGGCAGAUGAAUUGACUUCUCAAGCUCCCCAAAAGAAUCUUAGUAGUGAUCUCUUACUAGAUAUCCCUAAUAGUAAAAGUCCUGAAACUCAUAAAGGAGAAUUUAUUCUUUCUGACAGCCAGGAAGACCCCAUUUCUAAAUCUUCCAAGGAAUAUCAUCAGAAUAUGAAGCAAAAUGAGAUGGAAACACUUUCAAGCUCAGGAAUUAUGUUUUGGACUGAAAAACAGAGCACCAGUGACAAAAAAUCAGUUGAAUUAAAUGAUUGGAAAUGUAAUAAACUGAUGAAAAACUGUGAUAAGCAUGAUGGAAAUGGAAUAAUAGAUGAUGCUUGGCAGUUGCCUUCUCCAGGGCCUUGUGAAGUUCAGAAAGAUUUGAGUGAUAAUGAAAUGCCUUUUCAUUCCCCUUGCCAAAUAGAAGAGGAGAACCAUGAGGAAGAAGAGCUUAAGGCACCAGAACAAGAAGUAGAAAUAGUUAGAAAUAUCAUUCAAGAAGAAGAAAAACAAGCAAUUCCUGAGUUUUUUGAGGGACGCCAAGCUAAAACACCAGAACGCUAUUUGAAAAUUAGAAAUUACAUUUUGGAUCAAUGGGAAAUAUGCAAACCGAAAUACUUAAAUAAGACCUCAGUACGUCCUGGCCUGAAGAACUGUGGGGAUGUUAAUUGUAUUGGACGGAUUCAUACAUACCUCGAGUUGAUAGGAGCAAUCAAUUUUGGAUGUGAACAGGCUGUAUAUAACCGGCCACAACCAAUUGACAAAGUACGAGUCAGAGAAAGAAAAGAUACAGUAGAUGCAUACCAACUUGCCCAGCGUCUGCAGUCUAUGCGUACAAGGAAGCGUAGGGUCCGAGACCCAUGGGGAAAUUGGUGUGAUGCAAAAGACUUGGAAGGACAGACAUUUGAGCAUCUCUCUGCUGAGGAGUUGGCAAGAAGAAGAGAAGAGGAAAAGGGCAAAUCUGUUAAGUCUUCAAAAGUGCCAAGACCAACAAAAAGCUCAUUUGAUCCCUUCCAGUUGAUACCUUGUAAUUUUUUCAGUGAAGAAAAGCAGGAGCCAUUUCAGGUGAGAGUGGCUUCAGAAGCACUUUUAAUAAUGGAUUUGCAUGCUCAUGUUUCUAUGGCAGAAGUGAUUGGUCUGUUAGGAGGAAGAUACUCAGAAGUUGAUAAGAUAGUUGAAGUCUGUGCAGCAGAACCAUGUAACAGUCUGAGUACAGGACUGCAGUGUGAGAUGGAUCCUGUCUCACAAACACAGGCCUCAGAAACCUUGGCUGUAAGAGGCUAUAGUGUUAUCGGAUGGUAUCAUUCUCAUCCUGCCUUUGAUCCUAAUCCUUCCUUACGAGAUAUUGAUACUCAAGCCAAAUACCAGAGUUACUUUUCCAGAGGUGGUGCAAAGUUCAUUGGAAUGAUUGUUAGUCCUUAUAAUCGAAGCAAUCCUUUACCUUAUUCCCAGAUUACCUGCCUGGUUAUAAGUGAUGAAAUUAGCCCAAAUGGCUCUUACCGUUUACCUUACAAAUUUGAAGUACAACAGAUGUUAGAGGAACCUCGAUGGGGAUUAGUAUUUGAAAAGACAAGAUGGAUAAUAGAAAAAUACAGGCUGUCCCGUAGUAGCGUUCCCAUGGAUAAAAUUUUUCGCCGGGAUUCUGACCUGACUUGUUUACAGAAAAACUUUUCUUUCCAACUAGCUUUUGGAGUGUCUGAGGAAAACUCUGAGCAGCGUGACCAAUUGCUUCAUCGCUGAAGAAUUCUUAACUCAGAUAGAAAAUUUAUUUCUUUCCAAUUAUAAAUGCAAGGAAGAAAAUGGAGUCCCUGAAGAGAAUUGCACUGUGGGUCCAAAGGAAUUAUUAAUGUAAUUAUUUUAAAGUAAGACAUUUUAAUCUUGACAUAGUAGGUCCUGCUUCCAGAGUUAUAAUCUUGAUAAUUGUUGUAAUUUAGUUAACAGAGACACAUAUUUGAUAUUUUUCUCUAUUUUUUGUCUAAGAGGAUUCAAGAUGGCAGUGUGAGAGGUGAGGCAGUGAACUCCUCCUAAAACCACAGAUAGUGUGAAAAUAUAGUUAAUACAACUAACCCUAAAACAGCAAAAAAGGGCCAAAUGAAACGGAACUCACCAGUCUUCCUGAAAGAGAGUUUAAAAUAAAAAUCAUAAACAUGCUUAUGGAGGUACAGGAAAAUAUUCAAGAACUCAGAAACGAAUUUAAGACGGAGAUUCAGUCAUUAAGAAAUUCCGUAUCUGAAAUGAAACAUACAAUGGAGGGAUUUAAAAGCAGAUUAGAUGUAGUAGAAGAGACAGUAAAUGGAAUCAAAAUUAGAGAAGAGGAAUACAGAGAAGCUGAGGCACAGAGAAAAAAGAAUCUCUAAGAAUGAAAGACUAUUGAGAGAACUGUGCGAACAAGCCAAAAGGAACAAUAUUUGCAUAAUAGGGGUACCAGAAGAAGAGGAGAGAGAAAAAGGGAUAGAAAGCGUCAUUGAGGAGGUAAUUGCUGAAAACUUCCCCAAUCUGGGGAAGGAGAUAGGCUCUCAAGCCAUCGAGAUGCACAGAUCUCCCAACACAAGGGCUGAUAUUUUUCUCUAAAAAUUCACAAAAUUCAGAUUUUGCCACGUAAGUCAUAUGACAAGAGAGCUAAAGACUUGUUUUCAUAUAGUGAUUACCAGAGUGCUCUGCAGACCAGGGUCUGCUGCAGAGCUGCAGUCCUACCAUGGCCAGUAAGCAAUGCAGUAGACUGAAUGGCAGUCUGCUUUACUGUUGUAUCAGAGCGAUAAGUGAAAUAUGUCUCUAAUGUGUAUUUCUCCCUGAACUCGUCAUCCCAUUUUUGGUAUCUCAUGUCUCAUUAGGAACACUUGCCUUCUUUCCAUGUGUUUUGGUGAGAUUUGUUUAUGGUUGCAAAUGAGAUAUAAAUGGAUGAUCACUAAAGUAAUUAACAUGUUUGAGAACUACUGGUUUAAUAAAUCUUAACAUGCUAGGGAUAGCUGUGGAGCAUAAGGAGAAAAAUCUUAAAAAUAGAGAAGUGACCCAAAUGAGAGAAUCAAAUUUUUGGUUUUUUAAUUACAGGUACUUGCUUCCAUUUUAUUUUAUAGCAGCAAUACUCCAGGAUAUGCCAUUUUCUCAGUUAUCUGAAACAUUUUGUGUUUAUUUCAGUUACAUCAAAUAAUUAGUUUCAACUAUAUGACCACCUUACAUUAGUACUUGUAUUAGCGUGUGUAAUAAAACUUCAUUUUACUGGAACACAGGUAACAUUCCCUUCAAACUAGAAUUUUUUUUUUCCUAAAAAGGAAAAAAUUACAAAAAAAGCUUAAAUAAAUCAGAGAUAUAAUUUUAAAAACAAAAAUGCCUUCCAGGCAUAUUCAGCCCACUUUCAUAUAUUUUCUGAAUCAUAGAUCAGCAGACUUUAUAUAAAGGGGCAGUUAGUCAGUAACAGGCUUUGCAGCACUCAUUCUGUCUCUAUCAGAUGUUCUCCUUUAUAGUUUUGUAUGACACUUUAAAAAUAUGAAACCAUUCUUAGUUCAUGAACCUCACAAAAAACACGUUGCUGGCCUUUAUCUUCCAACCCCUGAUCUAGGGAAUUUCAAACAUUUAGAAUUUAUCUUCAGAUGCAUGAGCCUGAGACACUGAAAAGUCCUGCAUCAUCUUCAAACAACAGCAAAACUCAAAAUUGUGAUUUACAUUUAAGUACGUUUUCAGAUAAAAGUUAGCAAUCAUGCUGCCUGAUUGAUCCUAAUAGAUUGUAUAUAGAAUUAUUUACAAACAUUCUUAUUAAUAAUAGUUUUAUUAUAUCUAAUCUGGGUAUGAUUCUGUCUUUUUACCUUUCUUGGUUGUAAUAAUCAGUAGCCCAGGAAGAAUAUAGCAGUAUUGGAAGGAGCAGUGAGCCAGUUUUAGGUGACCUGGGCUUUGACUCAACCUUGUGGUUUUGGGGGAUAUAGUUUACUUUAUCUGGGCUUAAAUUCUUUUGUGUAACUGAGGUUUAAAUUAUCUUCUUGGCAUUCUAGGUCUAAGAUCUUAUGGUUUGUUCUAAUUAUUGGACUACUCACCUGGAACUUUAUAUUUUGAGAUGGUACAUUUCCCAAAUUAACAAAUGUUUUUAAAAGAAAACUAGUAGUGUUUUAUUUCUCUCCAUGCAUUUAUGAUUAACAAUGCAACAUAACAUAAAGCAAUUACUUUUGGGACCAGGGAUGUAACAGCUGUAGACCAAAAAAUAGGAAACCUGAGUUCUUACUAUAAUUCUGUUACCAGCUUUGCUGUAUGUGUAACUGUAUGACAGUGAUCAAAUCACAUAACCUGUCUGGACUUCACACUCUUCACCUGUAAUUCAAAAAUCUAAAUUCUGUGAUUUAGUAUCUCCUUCCAAGAGCAGAAAGUCUGAGUCUACAGAAGUUGGCAAUCCAUUCCUUUGUACUCUUCCUUUUGACAUAUUUUCCUCAUUGUACAUUGGGAACAGAUCCUAGAAAGUUCAUAUUAAUUAACUUUCUUGAUUGGCAUUUCCCUGUAAUGAUAAGUUUAGGUGAUGGGAAGUAGUGAAAAUCAUUAAAAGUUCUGUUUUCAAGUUGAGGUGCUCUGCACACCACUAGUUAACCAUAAUUAUUAACAAGCCAUGCCAUGAGGAGCUCAAAGGUGGCAAUCUUCUGAGUUUAAAGCUUUAAGAACAUAAUUUUUAAAAUAAUAUUUACUUAGUGGAUUUUCUGGUGGUAGAGUACAUUUAUCUCAUAAAAUAUUCUUUAACAGAAGCAUAAAAUAAAACUAUCUUGAUCCUACUAUUAAGAAAACUAUAGUUAACAUUUUAGUAUAAAUCCUUUUUUUUGGACUGUGUAAUAUUAGAACAUUACAGUCUGUUAUUUUCCUCCGCCCGUCCGGCAUUCAUUCUCCCUGCUUGCUUUUUUCUCUGAUAAUAUCCUUAAAACAUUUUUGCAGCUGCAGGUGCCCACAUUCCUGUCACUGCCAGCCAUGGGCUAGGUAGUUGGAGCCAGGGCCUUGGAAAAGCACCGAAGUCUAGAACUAAGUUGCAGUGUAAUUCAGGACCUUCAGGAGGCAGAGCCAGCAGAAAACCUACCUCUGGUGGUAAUGUUUACAGGACAGGAGAGAGGACUUGAACAUGUCCAAGUCAUCCCGAUUUGGCUCUUACUGUUGCAUAAUGACAAUACAAUAAUGAACUUAAUUUUUAUUUCUUUUUCCAGCUUGGCUAGUGGUAAUUGAUACUCAUGCUUUGCCACUAUUAGACUUAACUCUCUACUAAUUCCAAAGUAACAUUUAAGUAAAGAAAAUCAGUGGAGUAAGAUCAAGAUCAGACUCUCCUUCACCCUCCAUUAUUGACCCUCUAUUCAAAGCUGCACUAUGACUUUCAUGGGCCUUGUUUCUUCUUCUGUUAAAAAAAAAUUAAUAUAUUACAAUUGUAUAAAAUGAAGAAAAAGAAUUCUAAAAGUGUAACGUGAAUUUACUAUUAUAUGUAAAUAUGUCCCUCAAUCUAAACAUUCAUAUUUUUUCUUCUGAAUCUAAAAGAAAGCAUUUUCAUGGGCCUUUAAAAAGUAUUGUGUACCUGAAGCAUGGUGCUUGAUAGUAAGUUGGCCCUCCCUAUAUUCUGAAGGGUAUCAUUGGAAAAAUGGCAAUGACUGCCUAUAAAAACCUACCUCACAAACUCUAGGGUAUUUUGCCACUGCAGCCAAGAAGAUUGCAGUUCCCAUGGCGUUAGAUCUAUAGACUUGCACUUAGUUCUUUACUGACUUGACCAAAGCAUAGGAGUAUUACCUGGGACCAUUCAUCCUCAGAGAAAGACUGGAGGCAGAAGUUAAGAGUUUUCAGGUACAUAUUUUUGUUAAUGAUCCUUACUCUAUAGUUUUGAAACUAAAACCAUAUAUCCUGCCAUCUUUCCUUUCAUCAUUUCCCUCAUGCCCUUUUCUUCAUCCCCACUGCACUUCUUACCUGUCAGCAUAUAGGUUGAAAGCAUUCUGUCAUUUGUUGAAAGCAGGGCUUGAAGAGCAGAGAUGAACAGACCCAUUCAUAUUUCCCAGAAGUUGAUGAAUGCUGACCCAGCCUCCUCUGCAGGACUUUCCUCCCCGACAGGAGUGGGGUUAGGUGUGUGACCUGCAGACUGAGAGCGGGUCAGAGUCUCUGCAGCUGUCUGGGCAGCCGAGGAGACUGUGGCCUCAGCGUGCCCACCUGAGCAGCACUCCUGCUUUCCAGCUGCUUCCUGUCUGUGCGGGCCCUCAUGAGCUGCGAGCUGUAGGACCUGAGGGCGUUGCUAGUCAGGAUGCCCUAGACUGAUGCUUUGUCCUGAACCGACACUAGAGCCAUAGGGCAUGACCACUUGGAAUGUAGCUACUGGUCCUCAAGUCAUCAGCAGGCAGCAGGUAUCCAACUGAUGGAUUUCAGAGUAGAAAUGAAGUCAGGGUGCCCACAGUUAGUUUUUUUUUCACCUACACUCCCCUUUCUCAAUAGCUAGAGACUAAAUCUAAAGUCUCGUAUUACGACAUUUAGGAAAACUUAAUUCACCCAAGCACAAAGAGAAAAGCAUAUACAUUUUAAUUAUCUGCUCCCUCAGGGUUCAUAGAAAAUUUAAGAAGGAAAUUUGACCUGCACCUUGAGUUUACCAUAGCUUAGUAGUGUUCUUACAAGUUAAUACCAUAUCUUGCAGUAUUUCCAGAAAAUCACUGUGGAGGAUAAUGUAAUAUAUUUUAGCUUAAUUCCUGACCUUUUUUGAAAUAGUUUUAUGUGUACUAUUCCCCCCAAACUCUGCUUUCUCUCUUUUUUCAUUUAACCUGUAAUUUGUGCUUUCUGGUAUCUUCUGAAUCUACCUUUUAAGCUACCUUGAAUCUUUUCUGGAACAAGACAGAAUAAAUAUGUUACCCCUUAAAUCAGGAGAAAGGCAAAAUAAUGCACAAAAGCUAUAAUUAUGCCUGGGGCUCUAUACCAAACCAAAUUUGAGAAGGUAAAAUAACUUAGUAUAUCUAGGCUCUUUUUUGUUUUCUUCCUUUGAGUGUUUUUAAGAAUAUGUUCAUAAGAACUUUAGGGGACAAUGCCUGAUUUGUUAUCUUUGAGUUUUCCUAGAGUAGCCUCUUAGGAUUUAAGGUCUGUUAAGUAUGAUUUCAUAGUUUGUAUUCCUGUUUCAUAGGUUACAACAGAAUAUUUGUUUCAUCCAGUGAAUACUAAAGUAGUAUUUAGAUUAUAGCAUGAUUUAAACAGAUUGCUCACAGACCUUUAAAUUUGUGUAUUUGACAUGUAAAUUGUGUAUUAUAUGUAAGUUUACUGUGAUUAUUGAUAAACUUGAUGUUGUUUUCCCCAAAUGUUAUCAGUGUUUAUGGAUUUCUUUUAUUAGUUUGAAAUUUGGAAUGUUCUCAAGUAAAAUAUAAUGAUUUAAGCUAUUUUUUUACAUUUAAAUAUGCUAUGUUAUCUGUAUAUUAAAGAAUAUUGUAAAUAUUCAUGUUUGCACAGUUAUGAAAGCUUUUCCUCAAAAUGAUUGAACUCUCUUCUCCAUACUUAGCUGUGAUGGAUUAUAAAAUAUCUGAUUUUAAGCUUUGGAAUUUUAUCUUGUAAAAAUUCUGAAAAAUCUAUAUAAAUAAAAUUUUGAAAAUAAAA